CUUCCUUUUUGGUUUAUUAUUUCCGUCUAGGUGCUAAGAAUAUUGUAAUGAAUCUGGAGCAUGCUCCAAUUAAGUGAAAACCUUAACAAAUCAGUAUAAAAUGGUGAUUUUGUUGGGUUUAAAGUUGAAAAGUUUUACUGUGUGAGGGAGAAAGGGUCAGCAGUUGGACUUUCCUUCCAUUUUGAACCUCAUUUUCUAUGACCAAAGACCGGUCUCAAUGAAGAAUUAAAAUCCCCCCUUCAACUUUUUCCUUGCAGUCAAACUUCUCCUUUGAUUCUCUCUUUCCCUCAUUUUUUCUUCAUUCAAAAGGGGGUGUCACUUAAAUCACAAACCCAUAUUCUCCGCUCUCCUUAGGUUUUUUUUUCCCUUUGUUUAUUUAUCUUCACAGAUUUUAAGCUUAGAGCCAUACCAAAAACCCACAAAACCUCAUCACACCCUUAUAGGGUUCUGAUAUAUUUUACUUAUUUUCAGGAAACCUUUUGCAAUCUUUGCCUCGUCAGCCCCAAGUUUUUUUUAUACUAAGCUCCCAAGUUUUCUAGUACAAGAAAAAAAAAGCAGAAAAAGCAACCUUUUGUCUUGGUCUUUUGAGUUAUAAAUAUAUAUUCUCAGCUGAAUUGCGGAUUCUAGUUCAUUUACUUCUAUGCGUUCAGCUUCUAAUUCAUCAAGCUUGCGUUCUCAACUAAAUCUAAUUUUCUGCUGUUUUAUGGUUUGUGUUCAUUCAUGCUUUUUGUGAUGAAAAGUUGUCCUCGUGUCUAAAAUGAACUGAUACGCAUAUAUGCCACAUAAAUAGCAUACUGGUCGUGCAAUUUGGGAAAGAAAAUUUUUUAUUUUCUCCUCUUUCUUUGUCUGCUUUACAAUAAAUGGAGAACAUGGGAGAAUGGGAGCAAAAGAGUCUGAUAAAUGAGCUAACACAAGGAAGAGAGCUAGCCAGGCAACUCCAAGUCCAUCUCAAUGUGCCUUCUUCUUCCAAUGAAACUAGCGAAUUGUUAGUCCAAAAGAUCCAAGCUUCCUAUCAGAAGGCACUUUCAAUGCUGAACUACAAUCUUACCUCUUUGGCAGCAGAGCCACAACCCUCCUCAGGACUAGCAAUCAGAAUGUCGGAGUCACCACCUUCUCGUAGUGGAAGCCCCCGAAGCGAAGACUCUGACCGUGAUUUCAAGGAACAGGAUCUCAAAGAUGCCUCCAAGGAAAGAAAAACUCUGCCAAUAAGGAAACAACAUGUACGAGUUACGCCAGGUACAGCGCUGGAGGGACCUCUUGAUGAUGGCUUCAGUUGGAGGAAAUAUGGACAAAAAGAUAUUCUCGGAGCAAAAUAUCCAAGAGGCUACUACAGGUGCACCCACCGAAAUGUCCAAGGUUGUUUGGCAAAAAAGCAAGUACAAAGAUCAGAUGAUGACCCAGCAAUCUUUGAGAUUAUUUACCGCGGAAGGCACACUUGUACUCUAGCCUCACAUGUAAUGCCUCCCCCAGGACCCUCAGAAAAUCAAUUAGAACAAGGAACUUGCAUAAAACCACAGCAGCAUAACCAGAAACAAUCACAAGAUCUACGUCUGAGCUUCCAGAGGGGCCUUAAAUUUAUAACCCAAGACUUAGACAUAAGUCGUGAGCAAACAUAUCCUUCAUUCCCUUAUCCUUCAUCAAUGUCCGAUAUAAAGGUUGAAAACAAUGUUGUCUUUUCAUCACCUUCUGUGAUUGACAACAAUGUGGCGGGAAAUCUUUCACCUUCAUUUAUAUCGCCUGCAACAUCAGGGUCUAAGCAUUUCUCUAUGUCUCCAAGUCCAAGAGGGAUGAACGGUACUCAUGGGCAAACAAACAUUAAUUUUCAAACUUCUGAGCCUCAGCUCACUGAGAUUAUCCAAGCUGCUACGUCAGCAGCAAACUAUCCCACUGUUGGUUUGGAUUUCCCAUUUGGUAAUGCCGAAUUCAAUCCAAACUUCACAUUUGACAACCAUGGUUUCUUUCCCUAAUCAUAAGCCUUGUUGCCAAGAAACUUUUGUUUCACUGCAUACACGUAGCAGUAACAAACAAGAGUUGGAUUUUAUGGUCCUGUCAGAUAGAUUUCUUAUAGCAGAUGAAGACUGUACUUUUUUUUUUUUUUGCUUUUUUUCCUUUUCUAACCCGUGAGGUGUAACUUUUUCCGAUUAAAUGAAAUCAAAUAUUGCUAAUUUCAAAUAACUUUUUCAUAGAGGAUUUGUUCCAAUUUAGAAACCCCGAAGUUCAAAUCUACCAUCUCAGCAAAAAUUAGGAGCAUCGGCCUCAAUCAAUUUGACAUUGCAAUAUCUGACGCAAACAAUAGACCAAAAGAGAAUUGAAGUAGGCCCAGAAAGAAUUUACCAAUGGCAGUCCAAGAGGCAAAAGUUAAAUUCUGAACCCAACAUUGGAGCGACGGGCCAACCCAAAAUAGUAAACCAACGUAAGGCUAUAAUCAAUUUUCUGAUUAAACCCAACGGAUCAAUUACCUCCCAGGGAAAUUCCAGAGCCCAGGUUGGCUGAUGAACAUGGUGAUUUGUUGGAUGAGCCACCGUUUUCAUAUGCUUAUUUUUGGGAUAAAUAGUCCAUUCCAAUUUGAAGCAGAACUAUGAUUCUUCUUCCGAAUUUGGGAAGCUGAGAAAAUGAUUUUAUUAGCUGGUCCAAACCUGAGCUAAGAAAAGAAGACAAAAAUCAAUAAAUAAAAAAAUACUUGGAAUUUUUUUCGGUGUUCCUUAUUAAGCAUCAUUAUGGAAGUCAUGCAAAAUUUGAGCCUAGCUAGCAGCCUGCUACUUUGCAAUCUUGUUAAGAUUGCAUGCGUGGGAUGGGAC
This is a messenger RNA of Durio zibethinus, 2798 nucleotides long. Its product is annotated as putative WRKY transcription factor 53. Gene Ontology annotation, molecular function: DNA-binding transcription factor activity; transcription cis-regulatory region binding. The record is from RefSeq and is a predicted model, not a curated record. Gene Ontology annotation, biological process: regulation of DNA-templated transcription. Lineage: Eukaryota; Viridiplantae; Streptophyta; Magnoliopsida; Malvales; Malvaceae. Gene Ontology annotation, cellular component: nucleus.